Molecule: messenger RNA, 1272 nt
Organism: Rhizoctonia solani
Lineage: Eukaryota; Fungi; Basidiomycota; Agaricomycetes; Cantharellales; Ceratobasidiaceae
Exons: 3
Coding region: 1-1272 (423 amino acids)
Source: RefSeq, a predicted model, not a curated record
AUGUCUCGCCUGCUCCUUGGGCCAAAAUUUCCCACCCCUGGAGGAGCAGCGCGUGGACUUCGUUUGAAAACACAAUCAGCAGGCAAAAACCACGUUCUAGAUGCUAUCCGCAACUUGCCCAACCGUUUCAUUGCCACAUUUGAAGCUCCAGCCACGGGAAGAUUUGCCGAACACUCGCGAUCGUUCCAUACGGCCCACAAUCCCAGCAUCACUCAGCGUCUAUCGCUUCCAGCGCGACUUGCGAUCAACAGGCCCCUCGCAGCUCCGCGUCUUCCAAAGGUUGCAGCACCACCUUGUGGCGUUACCCAAGUGGGGCUGGGAAGUGCCAGGAACUUUUCUUCUCGACCUGUCUUCCAACAUUUGGUAGAAAACGUCCCGAUUGCUCUUCGCUCCACCACAGAGCUCAAUCUUGAUCCUCGUGUACGCAAGUCUAAAGCGGGUCUUGUUGCCGGGCGUCCUUCCAACAAAAAGAAGCCGCACGUAGCUCGCCCAAAGGCAACCAAGCCCGCGGCUAUAGUCCCCGAGCCAGCGAGCGUCUUGUCCGACAUCGAGGCCGACCUCGCUCACUACUUCCCUAUCGCCGCUUCUAGCGUAGUCACAGUCCUUAAUGUCCCCCUUCAACCCUCUACCACCCGCUCUCCUCUCCCCGAGCCCCAUGAAGAUGCAUCUCCUCUUGACUUGGCGUCGUUUGUCCCGACCAUGUCAUCGUACCAAUCACACCGGAUCCGUGUAGACACCCUGUUCGACCGCCUUACACGAGCCGAUGUAUGGAAACGAGGAGCAUCUACAGCCGUCUACGAUACUGGCUCUGGGGCUGCGGACGUUAUUCAAGUUCGGUUCGAUGGAUGGUCAGCUGCUGAUGUGAAGCAAGUACUUGGCCAUGCUGGGGAAGGCUGGUGUACUAUCGAGGAGCGCGCCAACCUUCCCGUGGAGCGUGAUGCUGCCCAAGUAGAGGAUGAAUGGAACACGCUGCGCGAGACGAUUGCGAGCCCAGAUGCUGAGGGAACCGAAGUUACUCUAGUCCUCCCUACACUCGAUUUCUCUGCCAGCUACCACGAUCACUUUGAUUAUGAACUAUCUUCGACCACAUCCCCUGAGCUUACUCGCCCAUCGACACCGUUUACCGAAGCCAUGCUUUCUGAUAACGAUCCUUAUUUCCGCUCUUUCAUACAGAUGGACGGAACACUCACAUCCGACCACGAAGGUUCAGAUUUCGAGUUGGAUUCUGAUUUCGAUGCAGCGACUUGGUCGUCUGUUUCUCGUCGUUUUUAG